Cladophialophora immunda is the source of this 1839-nucleotide messenger RNA. RefSeq lists its product as uncharacterized. Gene Ontology annotation, biological process: regulation of DNA-templated transcription. Gene Ontology annotation, molecular function: DNA-binding transcription factor activity, RNA polymerase II-specific; transcription cis-regulatory region binding. The transcript has 5 exons. Bases 1 to 1839 code for a protein of 612 amino acids. The record is from RefSeq and is a predicted model, not a curated record. Gene Ontology annotation, cellular component: nucleus. NCBI's taxonomy places the organism in Eukaryota, Fungi, Ascomycota, Eurotiomycetes, Chaetothyriales, Herpotrichiellaceae.
AUGUCUGAAAUUGAACAUCGAAUGUGUGAUCACCGGGUGUUUGUAUCGCACGAAGCGGCAAACGCUGAAUUACAAGCCGAACUGGAUGAGCUUCGACAGCAGAUCAAAUCAACUUCCGGCCAGCAUAACAGUAACCUCGGUAUACAAACACUUUCAGGUUGCGAGUCAAUCCAUUCAGAGUCCCUCUCCGCAAAAUCCGGUAAUGCGAACGGUGGCUAUUUGCCCUCAAGCCCAUCUUCAAGAAUCUGCUACGAUCUACUGCGCUCGGCAGAAUCGGUGUCAAUGGAGAGUCCGCAAGGUGUACUCUCUCAGAACGUAGAAGAGGUCAGCAAUGUUGCCGAGGGAAAUCCCCCAACAUUGCCUCGAAGCUUGCAAGCUAUCUCCUGCUCGGAAACUGAAAUUGAUGACUGCUUUGCGCUGUUCUUCAAGCGGCACCAAGUCCAUAUGCCCUUUCUCGAUCCCGAGUUAACACCCAACAACUAUUACGAACGGUCCGAGCUUCUCUUCUGGACCAUUGUUGGCAUUGGCUCACGUAAAUACUCCAAAAACCCGACGCUCAUCACUCUCUUAGCACCCAAGGUGAUUGAACAGGUCCAAUCGGCGUUAUUUUCUCGAGACAAUGUCGUCUACACGAUACAGGCCUGCAUUUUACUCUGUGUCGACCCGAUGCCCUUUGAGGUAUCAAGUCACGAUAUCACCCACGUUUUGACAGGCGCUUCCAUGAAUAUGGCACUCAACAUCGGCCUUCAUACAGUAGGCACCGGCCAGGACUUCUCUCGCGAAUAUCUUCCAUUUGACCAAAAAGACGUCGAGUAUCGUGCGAAGCUGUGGAUCACAUGUAUGGUCACAUGUCAGAGAAUCUCUCAUAUUAAGGGUCUCCCUCCGCAAUCAUUCGCUGGGACGUACGAUCAAGGUCCUCAGUGGGAUACCAUAUCGUCGACAAUCCCUCCCAGCCAUCUAUUCCAAAUGAAACUCUGUCAGUCUCAGUCUGAAGCAAUCUUGGCCAUUAGCCGAGAGCUCAACGCGUCUGGUUCGGCGCUAGAGAUAACAAAUUCGUCGAGAAUAAAGGCCGCCAUCGACGAGAGGGUGGUGAUAAUGAAAUCUUUCCAGUCAUGGUGUCCUUCAAAUACUGAUCGAUUUUAUCUGCUCUGUGCAAUGCUCCAAUUGCAAGGGUUUCACUUUUACGUGCCGCUCAAGGAGAUGUCCCGCAACAAGCUUGUUGAAAUGUACGACCUUGCCUGCACGGCAGCCGAGCUGACCGUUCGUCUGGAUGAACAAGAGGACUACACCGAAAGCAUUCCUGGUUCGGUGCUGAUCUACCUGCAACUCGUAUCCUUCACAAUCCUCAAACUCAGCCGAGCCAAACACUUGCACUCUGAUUUGGAUCUUAAGCGAGGCCAGAAUGCGUAUUUCAGCCUGAUUCAGCUUCACAGGCGAGUCUUCGUGCUCUCCAACGAUGCCUGGUCUCGGGCGACGACCAUCAUGACACAGCUCUGGACGAGUAAGAACGCCUUCAGGCGCCGCAAUGGCACAUAUGAUAGCUUGUCGCUUCGCGUGCGGAAUCGGCUCGGGAUGGGUGUUGUUCACGACACGUGGUGGUGGUGGCGGCACGAAUUUUCCGGCUUCCCUGAUCCGUAUGAUCAUCCGUCCGAUGCAAUGCCCAAGCCGGCAUCAGAGUUGCCGCUAGCCACAGAAAAUGAUGUGAUUCCCAGAGACGAGGUAUUCGAGUGGCCGACGCAGUGGACGACAGCUUCUCAAGAUCAAAUGCUCCUCGACAUCAUGGAAAUGGAUCCAAGCAUCUGGUUUUCCCCUUCCGCUGCCGAGGAGGUUGCAAAAUAA